Molecule: messenger RNA, 2057 nt
Organism: Anopheles nili
Lineage: Eukaryota; Metazoa; Arthropoda; Insecta; Diptera; Culicidae
Gene: Slu7
Product: pre-mRNA-splicing factor Slu7
Exons: 1
Coding region: 1-1827 (608 amino acids)
Biological process (GO): mRNA splicing, via spliceosome
Cellular component (GO): spliceosomal complex
Molecular function (GO): pre-mRNA 3'-splice site binding
Source: RefSeq, a predicted model, not a curated record
AUGGUCAGUUCAGGAUCAAGACUCCCGCUGUCGAUGCUUCUGCAGUCAACAGAAGCGACAGAUGAGGAACCACGAAAGGCAUCUCGUGAAGAUUGGCGAAAGGCGAAGGAGCUUGAGGAGGCGCGAAAAGCAGGUAAUGCCCCGGCCGCCGUAGAUGAAGAGGGUCGGGACAUCAAUCCACACAUACCGCAGUACAUUUCAUCCGCCCCAUGGUACUACAAUACGGCCGGUCCAACACUAAAGCACCAGCGGCCACAAGACGAAGAUAAGCUCCGCUCUGGAAUCGAUGAAUGGUACAAGCGAGGCGUAGACACAUCCAAGCCGUUGGUAACAAAGUACCGCAAAGGAGCGUGCGAGAACUGUGGUGCAAUGACGCACAAGCGCGUCGAUUGUAUGGAGCGACCGCGCAAGGUGGGCGCCAAGUUUUCGGCCAAACAGAUAGCCCACGAUGAGUUUAUACAGCCAACGAUUGUGGGUGAUUAUGACGGGAAACGGGACCGCUGGGCAGGGUACGACCCGGCCAAUCAUCGAGAAAUCGUCGAAGAAUACCUCAAGAUCGAGCAGGCCAAACGAGAGCUGCGGGCCCAAAAAUUGAAGGAAAAUCCCGAUCUAGCAGAGGAACAGGACGAAGAAGAGGACGAAGAUCGGUACGUCGACGAGGUGGACAUGCCGGGCACGAAGGUGGACUCGAAACAGCGUAUCACCGUGCGUAAUUUACGUAUUCGCGAGGACACCGCCAAGUACCUUCGCAAUCUCGAUCCCAACUCGGCCUACUACGAUCCGAAAACGCGUUCGAUGCGUGAUAACCCUACGCCCCUGCUGAACCCGGAAGAGACGGAAUUUGCGGGUGAAAACUUUGUUCGCUAUUCGGGCGACAUUCAGCGACACGCCCAGGCACAACUGUUUGCUUGGGAAGCGUACGGUAAAGGAGUCGAUGUGCACGUGCUCGCCGAACCGACGAAGCUGGAGUUGCUGCAGAAGGAGUAUGAGAAGAAAAAAUCACAAUUCAAGGAUGAGGUGAAGAACAAGGUGCUGGAGCAGUACGGAGGCGAGGAGCAUUUGGCGGUUCCACCCAAGGCGCUGUUACUUGCCCAAACAGAAAACUAUGUUGAGUACUCUCGGUACGGCAAAAUCAUCAAGGGACAGGACAAACCCGUCAUCCGGUCGCGAUACGAAGAGGACGUGUAUAUCAACAAUCACACGACAGUGUGGGGCUCGUACUGGAGUAACGGCUGCUGGGGUUAUAGAUGUUGCGAAUCGAUGAUAAAAAAUUCAUACUGCGUCGGCGAGAAUGGCAAAUCGGGCACCACUAAUCCGCCCGUUGCCACCGAAAGCGCCCUUUCCAGAGAAACAGCAGCAAGUGACGCGGAAUCGCCGGAAGAUGAUGUCAAGUUGGCUGCCUCGGCGGAAGACGGUAAAAGUCGACGACCGGUACCCACUUCCCCAGGAGUGCAGGCUGCGGCCGAACAGGACAAAAGCAGUAACGGUGAAAGCGAUAGUGAAUCCGAACGAGAGCACGAUCGGUCAGAAUCGAAAAAAUCCAAGAAAAAACGCAAGAAGGAAAAGAAACGCCAGCAGCGAAGGGAAGAGAAACAAAAGCGUAAGAAAUCCGAGGUCGGCAAGGUAGAGAAGGACAAAUUGCAGCUUGCUUUAGAGGCGGAGGAGGAAAGUCAGCGUCGUGCUGCACAGGUACUGCAACAGGACGAACGUAAACGCGCGUACAACAGCAUGUAUGACGUCAAAGCACCGACGGAGGAAGAAAUCGAAGCGUAUAUGAUGAAGCGACGUCGUGAGGAAGAUCCAAUGCUAGCUUUUAUGAGCAAAUAAACGUUAACGAACCUUCAGCCAAGUGCACUCGUAACGAACUUAUGUUAAGUGCUUUUAAAUAAUUCAUGAUUUAAGACGUUGGUCCUUAUCAUAAGGCGAACGUAGUUUUUCAAUCAAUCAAUUCAUUCGAACAUAUUUUCAUCUUCAAAAAUGUAAAAAGUUAUGACUGAAAUAAAACGGUACGAAUUAGAGAAAACAUAUGCCAAAUAACAAAAUGCUGAGGCUGUGUG